AUGGAGGAGUAUGUGCUGGACACCGAUUGUCCGGUGUGUUACGAAAACUUAACAGAUACCGCUAGGACAUUAAGUUGUGGACACGUUUUUUGCCACGACUGCUUGGUUAAAACUCUUGUUUGUAAGAAUGUAGACGACGGCAGCACUAGAGACAGUAUCGUUUGUCCUGUUUGCAGGCAUCUCACAUUCAUCAUCCAACAGCAUGGAGUCUUAAUAACAACUGGGCCAGAGCCCCGUGGCACAAGGAUUUUGAAAGUUCCGGUGUCUGCUCAACUUGCAUCUCACACGCAUUCAUCAUCUUACAGCAGAGGUUCAAGUGCUGGGCUGGGACCGAACACGCAGAGUCGGGUUGGUCAGUGUCUGAGAUGGGCUUCAUCACGACUGGGCGACCAGAACCAGUCCAGUUCCGACAAUAAUUGCUCACAGGUCUUUAUCAUCAGUGAUCUGGGUCGACCUAUGACUGAGGAUGAUGCGGUCAAUGUUGUGACAGUUCUUCCUCUGGGCAGGUCCCACCGUCGGAGGAUUUGUUCGACCUCAAAUUGCUUGUUGAUCUUGCUAAUAACUUUUACUUUACUGGCGUUAGUGGCAGCAACAGCGCCAUGGAUCCUGUUGGCAUGA
Chanos chanos (milkfish) is the source of this 618-nucleotide messenger RNA. RefSeq names its product RING finger protein 222. The coding region runs from base 1 to 618 and encodes 205 amino acids. The transcript has a single exon. NCBI's taxonomy places the organism in Eukaryota, Metazoa, Chordata, Actinopteri, Gonorynchiformes, Chanidae. The record is from RefSeq and is a predicted model, not a curated record.